CCUCCCCUCCCCCCCGCCACUCCUGGGAACUGGCACUAUGAAAAGGUGAACCCCCGCCCAGGGCCAGCCGAUCCCAGCCAGGCCCCCCUGCCCAGGGCCCCCUCUGUGUCUGCACGUCACCUGGGCCUGGGCGCCCCAUCGAAGCCUCCUCGCCCCCCCUCGGCCCCACCUGUGCCCCUGCAGCAUGGCCAACUACUACGAAGUGCUGGGGGUCCAGUCCAACGCCUCCCAGGAGGACAUCAAGAAGGCCUACCGCAAACUGGCCCUGCGCUGGCACCCCGACAAGAACCCCGACAACAAGGAGGAGGCGGAGAAGAAGUUCAAGCAGGUGUCCGAGGCCUAUGAGGUCCUGUCUGACUCCAAGAAGCGCUCCAUGUAUGACCGGGCGGGCUCCGGGGCCUGGCGGGCCGGCGGGGGGGCCAGCACCCCCUACAGCAGCCCCUUCGACUCUGGCUACACCUUCCGCAACCCCGAGGACAUCUUCCGCGAGUUUUUUGGGGGGCUGGAUCCCUUCUCCUUUGACUUCUGGGAAAACCCAUUCAGCGCUGGGGGCCGGGGCCACGUGCGGGGGCCCUUCUCGGGCUUUGGGGAGUUCCCCGCCUUCAUGGAGGCCUUCUCGUCGUUCGAUGCGCUGGGCCGCGGAGGCACCGCCAGCCGCGCCACCUUCUCCUCCACCUCCUUCGGGGGCUCGGGCUCCGGCAGCUCGGGCUUCAAGUCGGUGAUGUCGUCCACCGAGAUGGUCAACGGGCACAAGGUGACCACCAAGCGCAUCGUGGAGAACGGGCAGGAGCGUGUAGAGGUGGAGGAGGACGGGCAGCUCGAGUCAGUGACCAUCAACGGCAAAGAGCAGCUCAAGCGGGUGGACAAAAAGUGAGCUGCCCGCCCACCGAGGCUUAAUAAACAUGUCCAGUGAGUUCACA
Messenger RNA from Erinaceus europaeus (western European hedgehog), 920 nucleotides. RefSeq names its product DnaJ heat shock protein family (Hsp40) member B8 (gene DNAJB8). The coding region runs from base 185 to 874 and encodes 229 amino acids. The record is from RefSeq and is a predicted model, not a curated record. Gene Ontology annotation, cellular component: endoplasmic reticulum membrane; cytosol. Lineage: Eukaryota; Metazoa; Chordata; Mammalia; Eulipotyphla; Erinaceidae. Gene Ontology annotation, biological process: protein refolding; positive regulation of proteasomal ubiquitin-dependent protein catabolic process. Gene Ontology annotation, molecular function: Hsp70 protein binding; ATPase activator activity. The transcript has a single exon.